This is a messenger RNA of Zea mays, 2331 nucleotides long. RefSeq lists its product as uncharacterized. The record is from RefSeq and is a predicted model, not a curated record. The transcript is spliced from 2 exons. Lineage: Eukaryota; Viridiplantae; Streptophyta; Magnoliopsida; Poales; Poaceae. The coding region runs from base 1 to 2136 and encodes 711 amino acids.
AUGAAAUUUAAUCUCUCGAUAGAAGCGAGACGAGAGACGAAUAUAGAUGGUCAAAUCGGCCGGCACGGCCCGUCAGACCCGGCUACAAAGCGUGCUGUGUCCAGAUGGGCCGGCGUGUCGCUGCCGCGGCCCAGGCACGGCCCGCCCACAGUCGACAUAGCAGUCGGGCACAGCCCUGCCAUCUCCCAGUUCAGCCCUGCCGCGGAACGCUAUUCGACGUCGGCCGUCGCGGCGGCGCCGGCCACCUUCUCCUCCUCCUCAAAUAGGGGUGGCGAGCGCCACCAUUCGCUGCACUUCUCCUUCUCUGGACGGGAUCUCGUUCCUUGCCUGCGUCAAGCGCGGAGUCGCGGAGCCGCCGUCGGAGAGCGCCCGUUUCCGGCCGGGCGGGCACACGAGAUGGCCCUAGCCAUCGGUGGCGUCCACGUCGACGAGUCCUCCGCGCUCGGGAGGAACGUGUUUGGCGUCAAAAGGGUGGUCUUCCCGGUUGCCGAGAUGCCCGUCCCGGCUCGGCGGCUCCUCAGGAAGCGGCUGAGGUCGGAGCUCGACGCCGUGCGCGACCUCCUCAGUAAGGCGGAGCUAUAUUCCUGCGCUUCUGGCGCGGCCGGCAAGGACGACGACCGGCUCUUCGUCCCCGAGGCGGCGGUGGAGGAUGACGGCCGCAGAAAGGCAUCUCCUUGCGCAGGGCGCAAAAGGGAGUCCACCAAGCCAGAUGAUAGGGAGCGGCUGGCCGGCCGCCUGGCCUCGAUGGCGGCGGUGCUGCCGGAUCACGUCGUCGCGUUCCUGCAGGACCGACGCGCUGGGGACGCAGAUUCCCGUGGCGGCGAUGGCGAGAUCGAGACGGACGUGCAGUCCAUGAAAGAUGGUGCUCUGUUCCAGCUGAAGGUGUUGCUGGACAAGUUCGCACCGGAGACCACGCCGAAGUUGGUGCCGCGCGCACCACGGGUUGGCUCCGGCAUCAGCUGCCUGUCGCAGGCGCGGCACCAAGAGGCAGGAGACAGAAUACCCCCGGUGCAAGAGGAAGGGCAGGGCAUCAACGUCUGCGGCGGCGUCUCUCGCAUAUCGAUCCAGGACAUCGCUGAGGAGUACGGCGAGCUCGUGAAUGGCAUCAGAGUUCAGCUCCUGUCGCCGCUCCAGCGCAAGUACGUCGAUCUCGCCGAGCAAGGCGGGUACAUUGACAUCUGCGGCGACGCCUCUCCUGUCGUGUUCCCGGCCAAGACCGGCGAUAGCAGCAGCCCAAACUUGAGCAGCAGCAGUGACUCCGAUGCAACAUCGUCGACUGAUUCCGACUCAAGCAGCAGCUCGCCGGAGGCUGGAGAACCAGUUCCGGCGCCUGAGGCUGAUCCUAUCCAAGGCAAACAUAAUACGCACUCGCAGCCACCAGAGCCGGCGCCUGAGGCGAUUCAGAUUGCAGAGCCGGAGAACCAGUGCCCGGCGACGGUGUGCGCGAUCACCAAAAGCCCACCAGCGCCGACGGUGCUCCCCAAGGAAUGUGGCACCCUUGCUCAGCAACCACCAGGCCCACCACCGCUAGAGCAGGCACCGGAAGCUGUCCAGAUUGCAGAGCCAGGGGAGCUUAAGGAGAAGUGCGUGGCGGCCGGGGCUACGAUGCACCCCAUCACUGGCAGCGCACCUCCGCCUGCGGUUCUUCCCAACGGGAAUGGCACCUCUUCUCAGCCGGCCCCGGUGGCGGCGCAGAUCGCACAGCCACAGGUGGUCCAGCCUGAGGGCGUCCGGCGCGCGCGGACCCAGACGAACGACCUGAUCGCCAUGGCGCGACAGGAGGGGAAGAGGCGUGCGAUGGCCAAGGCCCGCCGAGAGCUUCUCGAGCUGGAGAGGGCGGUGCUGCCCGACGAGCGCAUCCAUCCGCUGGACAUGGAGCUGCUGGGCAUCGCCGCGUUCGAGCACGUCGUGAGCACCGUGCGGGACGCACGCACGGCGCAGCCCCGGGUGAACUAUGGAGUUGGCCUCAGUGUCUCGCCCGGUCGCCCCAGCAUACUGCAGCAGCUGGGGCUCUUUCUGAAGGCCGAUGGCGGCGGCGAGGAAGAGGAGGGCGAGGAGGAGCGGCCGCCACCGUUGGCCGUCGCUUCUGAUGGUGAAGACAUGGACAUGGAGGUCGAGGACGGGCAGAUCCUGUAGGAACGUAGGCACCACCGCACCAUGCCACCAUGUAUGCAUCCGUCGAUGCAGCGUUGCAUCGUUGGUUUUGUACAACCCCUGAUUCCCUCACCAGGACUAAUUAACUGUUAGGUAUUCCCAUUCUCGAGCUAGUGGUUUUGCAUGGUUAACAAGCAGGAUAAUUUAUGUUUGUCUGUUUAUUUGUUUGUUGACGAU